This is a messenger RNA of Aspergillus oryzae RIB40, 876 nucleotides long. RefSeq lists its product as uncharacterized. Bases 1 to 876 code for a protein of 291 amino acids. The transcript has a single exon. Lineage: Eukaryota; Fungi; Ascomycota; Eurotiomycetes; Eurotiales; Aspergillaceae. The record is from RefSeq and is a predicted model, not a curated record.
AUGCCGACCUUUCUGCACAUGAUCACAGUCGUGGGUCCGCCGGUACCGCCAUCAGCAGAAAUCAUCAAGAAAACCCUCCAAUAUGGCCAGGUCGAAGGCGCCCUUUUACCACCGGCACUAAUCGAUGUGCUCUGCCAAACUUCACCUGGCCUAGACGCUCUCCGCCAACUGAAAUUUGUCCAUUACGCAGGCGCCCCCCUCUCGAAAAAGACAGGGGACCAGCUAGCCUCCCACGUCCGCAUAGUCCCCUGCAUCGGCAGCACAGAAGCUGGUGGCUACUUCACUAAGAUUCACGAUCACCGCGACGCAUGGGAUUACAUCUCCUUCCAAGACUAUGCAGGAGCGGUAUUCGAAAAACGACUUGACGACCUUUACGAACUAGUCUUCACUCGUCGCCCGGGGGACUCACCACAACAGAUUUUCAAGUUAUAUCCAGACAUCGACCGCUUCGAAACCAAGGAUCUCUGGACAGAACAUCCAGUUCACAAGGGUCUCUGGAAGAUCAUCGGCCGCACUGAUGAUUACGUCUAUCUCUCUCAUGCGGAUGGAUUGCACGCCUCGCUGUUAGAACCAGAAAUCGAAGCACAUCCACGUGUAAGAUCUGCUUUGAUCGGUGGCUAUGGUCGUCCUGCUCCUGUGCUUAUUGUUGAGCUGUUUUCGACGGAGAAGGGAGAAACUCAGGAGGAGUUGAUCUCUAGUCUGCAGCCGUAUAUUGAGAAGGUAAAUGCCCGGGUUCAUGACUGUGUGAGACUUUCUACGGAGCGGGUCAUCGUUGCAGCGGAGAAGAAGCCGUUUAUUCGGACCAUUAAAGGUAGUGUUGCUAGAAUGCAGACUCUCGCGUUGUAUGAGGACGAGAUUGCGGCGUUGUUUUCUUAG